Molecule: messenger RNA, 1207 nt
Organism: Vanrija pseudolonga
Lineage: Eukaryota; Fungi; Basidiomycota; Tremellomycetes; Trichosporonales; Trichosporonaceae
Gene: aro4
Product: Phospho-2-dehydro-3-deoxyheptonate aldolase, tyrosine-inhibited
Exons: 6
Coding region: 80-1207 (375 amino acids)
Biological process (GO): aromatic amino acid biosynthetic process
Cellular component (GO): cytoplasm
Molecular function (GO): 3-deoxy-7-phosphoheptulonate synthase activity
Source: RefSeq, a predicted model, not a curated record
GGCUACCCGAAAGAAAUACAAAGGGAGGGACAGGCAUCUCGUCCAUCUCACUACACACCCACACCACACCCACACAAACAUGCGCCCAUUGUCCCCCGUUUCCGUCCGCGACGCCGCCGAGAUCCUCGACGACAGGCGUGUCAAGAACAUCCGCCCGCUCAUCCCCCCCCAGAUCCUUGUCGAGGAGAUCCCCCUCACCCUCCGCGGCGCGCAGACCGUCAUCGAUGGCCGCAAGCAGAUUGAGAACAUCAUCAAGGGCGACGACGACAGGCUACUCGUCAUUGUCGGCCCCUGCUCGGUCCACAAUGUCGAGCAGGCGCUCAUCUACGCCCGCGAGCUCAAGAAGUACGCCGACACGGUCGACGACGACCUCAUGAUCGUCAUGCGCGUCUAUUUUGAGAAGCCCCGUACCACGGUUGGCUGGAAGGGCCUCAUCAACGACCCCGACAUGAACGGCUCGUACCAGAUCAACCGCGGCCUCAAGACGGCCCGCAAGCUGCUUCUCGACAUUGCCGAGAUGGGCCUCCCCACCGCCGGCGAGUUCCUCGACGUCAUCUCGCCCCAGUUCCUUGCCGACCUCUCGUCGUGGGGCGCCAUCGGCGCCCGUACCACCGAGUCCCAGGUGCACCGUGAGCUUACUUCUGCUCUCUCCAUGUCGGUCGGCUUCAAGAACGGUACCGACGGCUCGAUUGACAUUGCCGUCGACGCUAUCAAGGCCGCUGCCGCCGGCCACACCUUCCUCUCGGUCACCAAGCAGGGCCUCACUGCGAUCGUCGAGACGUCGGGCAACCCCUCGACGCACGUCAUCCUCCGCGGCUCGACCAAGGGCCCCAACUUCAGCGCCGAGCACGUCAGCGCCGCCGCCGAGAAGCUCAAGAAGGCCGGCCUCGUCCCCCGCCUCAUGGUCGACUGCUCGCACGGCAACUCGUCAAAGCAGCACAUCAAGCAGCUCGAGGUCGGCAAGGACAUUGCCGAGCAGCUCGCCAACGGCCCCACCGCCCAGCAGCUCCUCGGUGUCAUGAUCGAGUCCAACAUCAACGAGGGAAGGCAGAACAUUCCCCCCGAGGGUCCUUCGGGCCUCCUCUACGGUGUCUCCAUCACCGACGCCUGCAUCUCGCUCGAGCAGACCUUCCCCCUCCUCAACGAGCUGGCUGCCGGUGUCCGCGCCCGCCGCGAAAACGUCAAGGCCAGACUCUCGAGGGCGUAA